AUGGCCGCCCCGAUCACCAUCCCCAUAGUAUCCGCACCAUCACCCUCACACUCAAUCUCGCCAAGCUCCAGCUCAGAAAUUCGACCCGUCGCCCCUAACCUCGAAAUUCACCCCCUCCCUUCUCACACUUCCGGUCUCCUCCUCCGCGUGAUUCCCCCUCGGUCUCCCCCCAACCUUCCAGACCCAAACUUCCACCAUGUCCCCUGCGACAUCGUCCUCGCCAUCGAUGUCUCAGGCAGCAUGUCGGCCGACGCCCCGGUGCCCACCACCACUUCUGCCGACUACACAAACGAACAGCCCGAGCACAACGGCCUCUCAGUUCUAGAUCUAGUCAAGCACGCAGCCCGUACCAUCGUCUCCACGCUCAACUCCUCGGACCGUCUAGGCAUUGUCACUUUUUCCACCGAAGCCAAAGUCCUGCAACCCUUGAUGCCCAUGACAGCGCUCAACAAGAAGAAAACAGAAAGAAAUCUAGGCGGGAUGCAACCCUCUAGCGCGACGAAUCUGUGGGGAGGGAUCGUGGAGGGUUUGAAACUUUUUGACGGACAAAGUGGCAGGAUGCCGGCGCUGAUGGUCCUGACGGAUGGCAUGCCAAAUCACAUGUGUCCGGCGCAGGGGUACGUGGCGAAGCUGAGGGCGAUGGAAACGUUGCCGGCGGCGAUUCACACGUUUGGGUUUGGGUAUAGUUUGAGAAGUGGGUUGUUGAAGAGCGUGGCGGAGAUUGGAGGGGGUGGUUACUCGUUUAUUCCGGAUGCGGGGAUGAUUGGAACUGUGUUCGUUCACUCGGUUGCAAACCUCCAGUCAACGUUCGCGAAUAAUGUGGUUUUACGCCUUACCUACCCCAAGUAUUUGGGUCUUGAGGAGACAACGGGAGAAUCGGUGGACAAAGUAGAGUCUGUCCAGCUCGAGAAGGGGGAUGUUGACCCCGACUCAUCGAUGCAACUCACCCUCAACCUCAGCACCCUUCAAUACGGCCAGUCCCGCGACAUCUUCCUCCGUUACGACAGCAAGGCCCAGGAUGCCAUUGCCGACGGUUUCGACUUUGAGUCCCCUCCCUCCGUGUUCGCCACGCUCGAUUACCAACACUUCACAAAUAUCACCAACACCCUGAUUUCAGAGUGUAAUGACAUCUUCCGACCAAAUCCCCAAGUCAAGCAGCUAACCACCGCGCAAACGGCCUACCACAUCUCCCGCUCCGCCCUCAUCUCCUUCCUUUCCUCCCUUCACCGCCUUCGCCCCGAUGGCGAACACCAACCGCGCUCCUUCAACCCCGGCCUUGCCACCUCCCUGCAAACCUUUCUUUCCACCCUGCCCGCCGCCCAACCCGCCUUCGCCUCCGAUCCGCACUGCCGCUCGCUAGUCCAAGACCUCAUCGGCAGCAAGUCCGCCAUCAACGACGCCAACCAAGACGGUCAAGUUGCCCUGGCCCUGACCGAAGAGGACUUUUACAACCGCUGGGGCAUCCACUACCUACCUUCUCUCGCGGGGGCGCACGCCAGGCAGGUGUGCAACAGCUUCAAGGACCCUGGCCCGCUGAUGUACGGCGCGGAGAGCCCGCUGUUCGUUAGAUGUCGAGAUCGGCUGGAUGCGGCGUUUGAUUCGCUGCCGGCGCCGAAGCCGAGUAGGACCACGGGGUUCCAGGGCGAAAUUAGUAUGCGGGCGUAUAAUAGCAGUGGCAAUCCUUGCUUUGCUGGGGAGAUGAGGGUGAGGGUUGGUGUUGCCGUUACUGAAGAUGUGGCUGCGGAUAGCGAUCAGUUGAUGACAAAGGAGAUUGAGAUCAGUAAGCUGCGGAGAGGAAUGAUGGUGCAGACGCCAAAGGGGUUCAGGAAGGUAAGAGCCGUUCUGAAGACGCCUGUUUGCGAGGAGAGCAUGUGCUUGGUUAUGGCUAGGGAUGAAGGGGCAAGACGACUGCUGGUUACGCCGUGGCAUCCUGUUUCGCUUGAUGCAAAGGACUGGGCGUUCCCAAGGGUUGUUGCGCUCGGCGACUACGUCAGUUACACCGGGGAUAUCUACUCGGUCCUGCUGUCAGCUGAUCCGGAUGUGGACGCCCAUGCCAUCAUGGUUGAGGGCGUGUGGGCAGUCACGCUAGGCCAUGGGCUGACGGGAACGGGAGAAGGUGUCGUGACAGCUGCGGAAGAUGUGAGGACGCAUCGCUUCUUCGGUGACUACAAGCUUGGUUCAGGGGCAAGACAUCGGCACCUGUCAACCACCAUGGCGAUUGAUAACAUGUUGGAGGUCAUGCCAAAUUAG
This is a messenger RNA of Neurospora tetrasperma FGSC 2508, 2250 nucleotides long. RefSeq lists its product as uncharacterized. The record is from RefSeq and is a predicted model, not a curated record. The transcript has 3 exons. Bases 1 to 2250 code for a protein of 749 amino acids. Lineage: Eukaryota; Fungi; Ascomycota; Sordariomycetes; Sordariales; Sordariaceae.